UCUGUAAUGGCAUUUGACUGAUAUAUGGCCAUCCACAACCCUCUGAGAUACAGCACAACCUUAACCAGCUCCCGAGUCAUCAAAACAGGGGUCUUACUGACAUCCAAAAACAUUAUCUUGAUUCUUCCACUACCCUUUCUGCUGCAACGGCUGACAUACUGUCAUCAAAACCUGCUCUCACACUCCUGCUGUCUCCACCAGGAUGUCAUGAAGCUGGCCUGCUCUGACAACAGAGUUAACAUUGUCUAUGGACUCUUUGCUGCCCUUUCUACUAUUCUGGAUUUGUUGUUUAUUACUUUCUCCUACAUAAUAAUCUUAAAGACAGUACUGGGCAUUGCAACCCCCAAAGAGCAGCUUAAGGCCCUCAACACCUGCAUCUCUCAUAUCUGUGCUGUGCUCAUCUUCUAUGUGCCCAUGCUAAGUGCAGCCAUGCUCCACCGUUUUGCCAGGGGUGUGUCUCCUAUGAUCCAUAUUCUCAUGGCUGAUGUGUUCCUACUGGUGCCACCCCUGAUGAAUCCCAUCGUGUACUGUGUGAAGACCCAUCAAAUCCAAGAAAAGAUUAUGGGGAAACUUUGUCCAAAAAGAAGUUGA
Messenger RNA from Vicugna pacos (alpaca), 591 nucleotides. The record is from RefSeq and is a predicted model, not a curated record. NCBI's taxonomy places the organism in Eukaryota, Metazoa, Chordata, Mammalia, Artiodactyla, Camelidae.